This is a messenger RNA of Glarea lozoyensis ATCC 20868, 2544 nucleotides long. RefSeq names its product Protein kinase-like (PK-like). Gene Ontology annotation, molecular function: ATP binding; protein serine/threonine/tyrosine kinase activity; protein serine/threonine kinase activity. Lineage: Eukaryota; Fungi; Ascomycota; Leotiomycetes; Helotiales; Helotiaceae. The record is from RefSeq and is a predicted model, not a curated record. Gene Ontology annotation, cellular component: kinetochore; nucleus; spindle. The transcript is spliced from 2 exons. Gene Ontology annotation, biological process: chromosome segregation; peptidyl-serine phosphorylation; mitotic spindle assembly checkpoint signaling. Bases 1 to 2544 code for a protein of 847 amino acids.
AUGGCGACCGCUUCACCUACACCGAUGGGCUCCUCCCAUUUCACGUCGCUUGCGAGACGGCCUUCGUCACGACAGGCGUGGAGACAACCGUCGAUGAGGGCGCAGAAGGUUGAGCCUGCGCAGGCGAAGAGAGUUGCGCCCGCGUAUUCGAUGGAUAGCUCUGAUGAUGAGAUUCCGGUUCCUAUGGUGUUUAGCGCUAUCACGAAUGCGAUUUUGAACGACGAUGCGCCUGCGGAGGAUGCGCCGAGGUAUGAGAGGAAGAGUGUCUCGCCGGUGGAAAAUAGGUUGAGGAGGGCGGGAAGCGCGAGUGCUUAUCAGGGUCGAACGUCGCCGGUGGAAAAUAAGAUUCAUAGUCCGCAUCCGAGGAGGAGGGUUGUGAGGUUGAGCAGUACGCCCCUUGGACCUCAGAGGUCAGGAUCGCUAUCGGAUGCCGCCGAUGAACAGCAUGAGGUUCCUGUGGAAGUCAAAGCGGAAAGUCCUCUGGAUUUGAGUACGCCGGCGCCAGUUAAAAGAACUGUACGAGUUACAAGUAUUGCCCAUGGGAGUCGGGGGUCAUCGCGAAGCUCGCUGGAUAAAGGCUCGAGUCGGACGAGCUCUGAGUUACGUAGAGAGCGUGAAGGGUCGGCUUCACAAGAAUAUCCUUCAACAGUUGCUCGAACACAAUUAGCUACCAGCCAAGGUAGCGUUUCAAGAUAUAAUCCAUCAACAAUCGGGCGCAGGAGAGGAGCUGAGGAAAUUGGCUUGCAAAGUUCAAUGCGCAAUCGAGCGGAGAUCGGAGGAAUGUUUGCGCAUAAACCAAUGAGACGGAGGAGAAUGAGGAUGGACGAUGAGGAGCAGAGUCCGGUGGAUGAGCAAGGAGAUGGUUUGAAUGCAGGAGGUUCAAGUCAGGAAUCCCAGAAUCCAGAGUCGCAAGGAUCAGAAUCACAAAGUCAAGAACCUCUGUCUAGUCAAGAGUCAAAACCGCAUCGAACCUCGUUAUAUUCAUCUGGGUAUAGAGACUUCGGUAAUGGUAGCCCAAUUGGCGGUUCAAACGACUUACUCAACUCUGUCUUGCGAUCAAGGUCACCACCACCACCGACAUUGAGUAGUGCCGACAGACUGGCUAAAGAAAUGUCAAAUCGGCGUGCCCCUCUUCAAGCAGUUCAAAAUGAAGAGCAACCUGUGUUCAAAGUGCCUGCCCCAAGACCUGAUUUACCUUCGACGCAUGAUCAGGAGAAUGAGGCACCACCAACGUUCAAGAGGAACAAGGAGCCAGCCGUGUUCUUUGAUAAACUGGAAAAGGCUCCUGUUAGACCAGAUAGCGUGGACUUGAUAGUUGGGCGCGCUACUAUUUCUCCAGUAAGACAGCCGCUGGCAGCUCGAAGCCAAAAUACACCACGAAGACCAGCUCCACCACCACCCAAAAUGUCAUUAUUAGAUGCGGCAACUCGGCCUGCUGGGGCUGCGACUGCCUCAAGUAGGAGCAGAAACCGUGUCAAGGUCAAUGGGAAGAUAUUCACUCGACUAGAUUGCGUUGGAAGAGGAGGCAGCGCGAGAGUAUACCGUGUGAUGGCUGAAAAUUCCACCUUUUACGCGUUAAAGAAGGUCAAUCUCGAAGAUGCUGAUGAGGCAGCUGUGCAGGGCUUCAAGGGCGAGAUUGACCUGCUUGAGAAGCUCAAGGGGGAGGAGCGUGUCAUUCGUCUUUAUGAUUAUGAGAUGAAUGACGAGAAAGGAGUGCUCAGUGUGCUGAUGGAACUUGGGGAAUUGGAUAUGAAAAAGGUUUUGGAUAUCAGAAACAAAAACGAGCAACCCAAGUUCGAUCCUACAUUUGUUCGAUAUUAUUGGAAAGAAAUGCUCGAAUGCAUUCAAGCUAUCCAUCACCAUGAUGUAGUCCACUCGGAUUUGAAACCAGCAAAUUUUGUGGUCGUCAAAGGUCGAUUAAAGCUUAUUGACUUUGGAAUUGCAAAUGCAAUUGAGACUGACGAAACUGUCAACGUCCACCGCGAAAACCAAAUCGGUACACCAAAUUACAUGUCACCCGAAUCUCUCAUCGAUUACAAUGCCAAACCCGACUCUCGAGGACGUAUGUCAGGCAGCGCCACCAAACUCAUGAAGUUAGGCAAACCGAGUGACAUCUGGAGUCUAGGCUGCAUCCUCUACCAACUAACCUACGGCCGUCCCCCCUUCGACCACAUCGCCCUCAUGCUGCCACGCUGCCAAGCCAUCAUCAACUUCAACUACGCCAUCGACUACCCAGCCGUCGGCGUCGGCAACGUUCCCGUCCCCGCUGGCCUCAUCAAGACGAUGAAGAAAUGUCUCGAGCGAGAUCAGUUCAAACGUCCUACCGCCACCGAGUUGCUCAGUGACAAUGAUCCCUUCCUCAAUCCCAUUGAUUUCGAUGACUCGGCGCUCCCGAUCACGGAGGAGUUGCUUGGACGCAUCUUUUUGAGUGUGGCGGCGCAGAUGAAGAAUCGGACGCCGACGGAGAUGGAGUUGAGUAAGGUUUGGCCGCAGGGGUAUUUUGAUAAACUGAGAAGGAAUUUGGCGGAGGGGAAGGGGAUGUGA